AGUGUAACUUUUUAUUUUUCCUAUUUUUCCCUGAAAUGUUUCUGAUGGAUUUUUACCUAUUUAAUUUUUAAUUCAUCACAACCUGGGAAGAAAUAUUUCUGUUUUCAAAGAAUUAUUGCCUCUGGCUCCAGGUACAGUUGAAGCAGGUCUUCUGAUUUGCUAAGCUUUAUGUCACUCAUAGUCAUCUUUGUGUUGAUUGGUUGAAGUGUUGACAGUGGGCGGGGCAUGAACUCACAAAGGCGCAGUCACGUGGUCUUCAGCUUAGUUAGUUAAUUGUCUCAAUGUCUUAAUUGUCAGAGAAAAUGCUGCAAUAACCUGAAAACACAAUGGAAAUGGUUUACAACAAAUUGGAAAAAUUUGAGAAGGAUGCAUGACAAAAGCAGAACUCCUAAGCUGAGUUAGAGUUAUCACAUUAGCUAAGUUAUUCAUCUGACCAGUGUGUUUAUCUUAGCCUCCUUCAUCACUUUUAUUCUAAGUAAUGUUAUUUAAUCACAUAAAAACUACUUACACAAUAAUCCUCACUAAGAUCAGGAUACUCGUUCUCAUUAAGAUAAAACCAGAAAAAAAAAAAAUACUGUAAAAACUUAAGUACAUUUAUACAGUUUAUGAGUUCUGCUUGUUUUCUAAUUCUUUCUACUAAUUUCUUUUUUAAAUUCUUUUUGUAAUAUGUCUUUUUAAAUCAAGCUUUUACAUCUGCUGAGUAUUUCCAGUACUUCCUGUUAUUUUACAUUUUUUUAUGUUUAAGACAGUUACAUGUGCUCAAUUUAAUGAAGCCACAAGAUACUAAAUCAAGGUCAUGAAAUCUGUGAUGUAGGAGGUUUUACAACCCUUUUCAUUCUCUAUUCUCUGUAUUUGCAGGUGUUUUCAAUAUUUGCUGCUGUUUCCAGAAAUUGUAUGUCAUUGGCCUGAUUAAAUACUUCAAAUAAAUCUGCAAACAAAUUCUGAUUACAAAACUUGUAAAAGUAUAAACCAGUUAGACAGUAUCAGUGAAGGUGAAACUCAGCAACUCCAUUUUGUGUCGAGGGGAAAAUAAACCAUUUCAGGAGUAAAAACACAGGUUUGAUUUAACACACCGAUGUUGGAGUGAAGUAAAUGUGUGUCCUGCUGUAAUCUGGAGAAAGAGACAUGACCUCCAACAUGAGUGUGUCUGGAAAACAGGACUUAAAGAAAGACGAGAGAAUGAUGGAGGGAAAGAGAUCAGACUCACCAGAACCCAGCUGUGUGUCCAUGAAGAGUGACGAGUCAAUUGGACGCAUAAUCUCCUUCAGAGACAGAGACAGUUCUACUGAUGUGAGACCACAAAAAAAUAAAUCAAACAUCAGCAAAAAUCAGUUGGAGUCCAUAUUCAAGGAGCUGGAACACAAAGUCAUCACUCUGAUAAAGAAUGAGCUGAAGAGGUUUAGGAAGCUCCUGAGUCCAGAUUACCCAGCAUGCACUGAGAGGGAGAUAGAGGAUGAGGAGGAUUUGCACAGUGUCAGAGAGGGAGUGCUGAAGAUCACACUGCACGUCCUGAAGAACAUGAACCACACAGAUCUCGCUAACACACUGCACAACAAGUGUGUGGCCUCUGUGCAUCAGCCAAAGUUGAAAUCCAACCUGAGAGAGAAGUUUAAAAGAAUUAAUGAAGGAAUCUCACAACAUGGAAGCUCAGCACUUCUGAAUGAGAUCUACACAGAGCUCUACAUCACAGAGGGUUGGAGUGGAGACGUCAAUAAUGAACAUGAGGUGAGACAGAUUGAGACAGCGUCCAGGAGACCAGCAACACAGGAGACAGCCAUCAAAUGUAAUGACCUCUUUAAAGACAAGUCCAUCAGAAGUGUGCUGACUAAAGGAGUUGCUGGAAUUGGAAAAACAGUCUCUGUGCAGAAGUUCAUUCUGGACUGGGCUGAAGGAAAAGCAAAUCAGGAUGUCUUCCUUUUGUUUCCACUUCCCUUUAGAGAGCUGAAUUUGAUGAAGCAGAAAAAUCUCAGUCUUAUGAAUCUUCUUCAUCACUUUUUCCCAGAAAUGAGAGAACUACAAUUAAUAGACUCCUACAAAGUGAUGUUGAUCUUUGAUGGUCUGGAUGAGUGUCGACUUCCUCUAAAUUUCCAGAACAAUGAGAGAUUGUGUGAUGUGACAGAGUCAGCCUCAGUGGAUGUGCUGCUGACAAACCUCAUCAAGGGGAAUCUGCUUCCUUCUGCUCUCCUCUGGAUAACCUCUCGACCAGGAGCAGCCAAUCAGAUCCCUCCUGAGUGUGUAGACCAGGUAACAGAGGUACGAGGGUUCAAUGAUCCUCAGAAAGAGGAGUACUUCAGGAAGAGGAUCAGUGAUCAGCACCUGGCCAAUAAAAUCAUCUCACACAUGAAGUCUUCAAGAAGCCUCUACAUCAUGUGCCACAUCCCAGUCUUCUGCUGGAUUUCAGCCACUGUUCUAGAGAGAAUGUUGGGUGAAGCAGAAAGUGGAGAGAUCCCCAAGACUCUGACUGAAAUGUUCACACACUUCCUGAUCUUUCAGAUCAAACACAAAGACCAAAAGUACCAUCAGAAAUGUGACCCUGAUCCUCAGCAGACCAGAGAGAGUAUCCUGGCCCUGGGAAAACUGGCUUUCCAACAGCUGGAGAAAGGAAACCUGAUCUUCUAUGAGGAAGACCUGAGAGAGUGUGGCAUUGAUGUCAGAGAAGUGUCCGUGUACUCAGGAGUGUGUACCCAAAUCUUCAGAGAGGAGUUUGGGCUUCACCUGGGGAAGGUGUUCAGCUUUGUACAUCUGAGUGUUCAGGAGUUUCUGGCUGCUUUAUAUGCAUUUCUCUCCUUCAUCAGCAGAACUGUAACAGAACAACAAACUACUGAUCUGUCUGAUCUUUUCAGAAAGUCAAACAUGUCUGAUUUCCUCAGGAGUGCAGUGGACAAGGCCUUACAGAGUGAGAAUGGACACCUGGACCUGUUCCUCCGCUUCCUUCUGGGUCUCUCCCUGGAGUCCAAUCAGACUCUCUUACGAGGCUUAAUGCCACAGACAGGAAGCAGCUCUCACAGCAAACAGGAAAUGGUCAAGUACAUCAAGAAGAAGAUCAGGGACAAUGCAUCUCCAGAGAAAUCCAUCAAUCUGUUCCACUGUCUGAAUGAACUGAAUGAUCAUUCUCUAGUGCAGGAAGUACAAACUUACCUGAACAGAGGAGGUUACAAGUGUCUCAGUGGAACCAGACUCUCUCCUGCUCAGUGGUCAGCUCUGGUGUUUGUGUUACUGAACUCAGAACAGGAGCUGGAUGAGUUUAAUUUGAGGAAAUAUGACCCAUCAGAGGAAUGUCUUCUGAGGCUGCUGCCAGUGGUCAAAGCCUCCAGAACAGCUGUGCUGUGGAAGUGUAAUCUGACAGAGAAAAGCUGUAGUGUUCUGUCUUCAGUUCUCAGCUCAAACUCCUCCAGUCUGAGUGAACUGAACCUGAGUGACAAUAAACUGCAGGAUUCAGGAGUGAAGCUGCUCUCUGCUGGACUGGAGAAUCCACACUGUACACUGGAGAUACUGAGCCUGUGUGAAUGUAAUCUGACAGAGGAAAGCUGUAGAGUUCUGUCCUCAGUUCUCAGCUCAAACUCCUCCAGUCUGAGAGAACUGGACCUGAGUGGAAAUAAACUGCAGGAUUCAGGAGUGAAGCUGCUCUCUGCUGGACUGGAGAAUCCACACUGUACACUGGAGAUACUGAGGCUGCGUGGGUGUAAUCUGACAGAGAAAAGCUGUAGAGUUCUGUCCUCAGUUCUCAGCUCAAACUCCUCCAGUCUGAAAGAACUGGACCUGAGUAACAAUAAACUGCAGGAUUCAGGAGUGAAGCUGCUCUCUGCUGGACUGGAGAAUCCACACUGUACACUGGAGAUACUGAGGAUGCAUUACUGCAGUAUUACAGAUGACGUUUGUGCUGCUCUGGCUUCAGCUCUGAGGUCAAACUCCUCAUCACACCUGACAGAACUGGAUCUGAAGGGUAAUAAUCCAGGAGAAUCAGGAGUGAAGCUGCUCUCUGAUCUACUGAAGGAUCCACACUGUAAACUGGAGACACUACAAAUUAAGGAUCGUAAAUUCAUCAGGACUGGCGUAUGACAGGAGUCUCACCUCAAACCUCUUCUCCAGGAUAAAGCAGUUUUGGUGACGCAUUAGAACUCGUCCCACAUUUCCAGCAGUUUGGGAGCUGAAUCAUUCAUAUUCAGAUGUAGACGUCCAAAACAAUAACCGUGACUGAUCACAUCCUUUUAUCCACUCAGCUACAAGUUACUUCAGGCUUUAAUAACAUAUUUUACAAUCCAAAGUCAAAUCCUUCAGCAUCUACACACAACACAGAGAUAUCAUCACAUCAUCAUACUGAUUACACAAAUACACAUCCAUGUGUUGUAGCUGUUUAUAGCUUAGUUUUAGCUCCAUGUUUUUAUCUAACAUUUGUGUCUCCACUGAUGAUUAAUUCACAGUUGUGAUAUUGAUAUUUUUUUUCCUCUUAAAAUGAUUUUCAAACCUCUGUUCUUUGUUUGCUAAUCUGUGGUAAUGGUAACCACGGUAACAGGUGGUUGCUUGAUUUGUUGUUAUAGUGAUAAAUUGAUCUCACUUCUAUCUGACUGGUUCCUUGGGUCCAGACCAGCAGGGUUCUUGUCCCAGACUUGAACAGUUUUUGCUGAACAAUAACUAGAUAUUUUCUGGUGAAAAAGUAAAGAACAGUUCCAUCACUGGUACCUCAUUUCAGUACAAAAACAUACACAUGAUCUGAUUCUACAUGAAAAUACGUUUUGAGUUCAAAAUGUAAGCUCACAUCAUUGAGCCUGACAUCACUUCCUGUACACAUGACUACAACGAACACCUGAAGCUGAAGAAUGUAAACGCAGCCGAAGAAUAUAGAAGCAGCUGAAAUGUUAUAUCAGAUUGUACUGAUUUUUCAUCACAGAGAGUCUCAUGAAGAACAGAAGCGUGAAAUAAAACUCUGCCUUCCUUCCUGCUAAUAAUCAUAAUGAUGAUGUUAAGAGAUUAAUAAUGUUCUUCUCUGGUGAUCAGUUCACAACAUGCCAGGAUUCAUUAUUCUGUAAUCUCACACCAGCUAAUAACAGUAAACAUGUAUAUGAGUGUAAGUAAGCUCAUGUGAUAAAACAAGUGAAAGAGCUGAACUAGAAAGUAACAUGCAUCACUGCAUCUAAGUCUGACUGUUUGAUAUUUAGAUUAAAAAAAAAACUAACUGAAAAGUACAUGCACUGUAUGUAUUCCUAUCAUUUAAUACAGUUUAGUGUAAAUGCUGUAUACACUCACUGUCCACUUUACUAGGAACACCUGUACACAUUCAUGCAGUAUAUUGGCAAUUUAUAUCAUCAAAUAUAAUAUAUAUAAGCAAAUAAGCAAAAAAAUAAAGGUGUUUUU
Messenger RNA from Pangasianodon hypophthalmus (striped catfish), 5352 nucleotides. Its product is annotated as NACHT, LRR and PYD domains-containing protein 3-like. The record is from RefSeq and is a predicted model, not a curated record. Gene Ontology annotation, molecular function: protein binding. The transcript has 12 exons. NCBI's taxonomy places the organism in Eukaryota, Metazoa, Chordata, Actinopteri, Siluriformes, Pangasiidae. The coding region runs from base 1126 to 4059 and encodes 977 amino acids.